GAUUUAUACUAUAAGAUGCGCAUGGAAAUUACAAAGACACAGCUGGCUCUAUUACUGUUGGCUACAGUGUUUUUGGCGUCUGCAUUCACUCCAGUCGACGCCAAUCACAAGGACAAGGAGAAGGAUGACGACAAUUCCAACACAAUGGAGACUCCACCAUUAAAGCCAAAGUCACCAACUGAGGCCCAAAUGAUCAAGCUGGCACUGACGACGGUGCCCUCUCAGAUGAUGGUGUCAUGGUACUCAUUGCAGCCAAGUGGAAGUCCACUCGUCAAAUUCUCAACCAACAAGGGCAGUCUCCAAGAGACACUGGCCGCUCAGCCAGGCUACAAAUCAGCAUUCCCAGUGUUCAACAUUACUGGUGUCUCCCAGCCAUUCCAGACAUGGGAGGGUUACUCAAACACCGUGGUAUUGGACAACCUCAACCCCAUGACCACUUACUACUACGUGGCUGGCAGCACUCAACUCAAUGAGUGGUCCACCAUCAGCAGCUUCAAGACCAGCAACUUUGCCUCUACAUCCAAGGCAGUCUAUGGAGGUAUGUUUGUAGACACAAACCCAAAUGAUAACUCAAUGACACGCACACUAACACAUAGACCAAACAAUCAGAUAUGGGAGUUGGAGGAGGAUUCAAUGAUACUAUCUCUGUUCUCCAACAGAACCUUGGUGAAUACAACAUGGUGUUCCACGUUGGUGACAUUAGUUACUGUGACUACGAUAACGCAAUGCAGGGAAAUCAAUCUGUGUUCAACUACCUCAUGA
This is a messenger RNA of Acytostelium subglobosum LB1, 762 nucleotides long. RefSeq lists its product as hypothetical. Gene Ontology annotation, molecular function: acid phosphatase activity; metal ion binding. The record is from RefSeq and is a predicted model, not a curated record. NCBI's taxonomy places the organism in Eukaryota, Evosea, Eumycetozoa, Acytosteliales, Acytosteliaceae. The transcript has 2 exons. The annotation marks the transcript as partial.